This is a messenger RNA of Ailuropoda melanoleuca (giant panda), 1379 nucleotides long. RefSeq names its product matrix remodeling associated 7 (gene MXRA7). Bases 1 to 450 code for a protein of 149 amino acids. The record is from RefSeq and is a predicted model, not a curated record. The transcript is spliced from 4 exons. Lineage: Eukaryota; Metazoa; Chordata; Mammalia; Carnivora; Ursidae.
AUGACAUCCAAAGUCUUUGACAGGCACCCACCCAGAAAGGAGUCGGGUGCCUUUCACCAAGGAGUCAGACACCUGGAUGACCGUAUCCACGUGAACCGUCUCGAGCUCCGGGCACCUGGGGCUGACUCUCUCCUUGUCUUGCAGGACCAGGAGCAGGACCAGGAGCAGGACCAGGAGCAGGACCAGGAGCAGGACGGCCAGGAGGGCCCACCCCAAGCAGGUCCUGAGGAAGAGGAUGGGGGAGAGGUCUUCUCCUUUAAAUACAGCCCCGGGAAGCUGCGGGGUAACCAGUACAAGAAGAUGAUGACCAAAGAGGAGCUGGAGGAAGAGCAGAGAGUGCAGAAGGAGCAGCUGGCAGCCAUCUUCAAGCUCAUGAAGGACAACAAGGAGACGUUUGGGGAGAUGUCCGCAGGUGACGUGCAGGAGCAGCUCCGGCUGUACGACAUGUAGGCGGCCUUCGCCCCGCCAGGCCCUGGCCCUCCCGGGCGGACGUCAGCGGGCUCCUUCCCUCUCCCAUACGUAGCUGUAGAGGAGGGUGACACGCGGCUUGCGCAGCUCCCACAGUUUAGGCCUCACGUUACAGGAAUCAGGAUCGCUGUCGUCAGAGGUAGACUUGUUGGCUAAGACAAUGCUCCCCUGCCACUUCCUCCCAUGCUGUUACGGAGGCUUCCAGAAAGCCUUCCGAGGCAGAAGGAGGAGGCAGCGUUGUUAGACUGGACGCCCAGGCAGCGGGACCUGUGACCCGUCUUCCCCACAGCAUCCCCGAGUCCUUUCCACACCCGCUGCGGGGAGGGGGGCCCUGUCCUCGGGGCUGCGAGCUGCUGCCUGCCCCGGCCUGAGCGUCCUUCUAGCAGCAACCCUCAGCCAACACGCACCUUCCACGUGGGCACAGAUCAGUGUAAUCAGAGCCGAGACCCUCGAACAGCUGCUCCCAUUUAAGCUUGAGACUGACUUUCCGCGUAAGGGAGGGAGGCUCGUUGGAGCGCUUGUAACACACCCAGGGCGAGGCUCGCUGCUGGGGAGAGACAUCGAGGAUGCGAGGAUGCGACACGGUGCCCACCCGUAGGGAGACGAAGGCCCUCCAGGGAAGACGGCCGUGUGUGCAGGGAGAGAGCACCUGCCCAGGCAGCAUGCAGGAAAACCCCGAAAUGACCUGACGGGGCAGUGGCUGGGACGCCUCCCGGGUUCAGUAGGCUCUGGGGCCUCAGCCGGCGCGGGCCGAGGCGAAUACAGCGGCGCCUCCGUGCUGCACGGGCCCUGCUUCCGCUCACUCGUAGCAAACGGAGCUGGGGAGGGUCUGCUGAGGACAGAACCUUUGAAGUUCUUAUAAAUAUUUUGUAUUUGCCGAAAUAAAGCUAAGUCAACACCGUGAACUCAAA